Molecule: messenger RNA, 1904 nt
Organism: Gorilla gorilla gorilla (western lowland gorilla)
Lineage: Eukaryota; Metazoa; Chordata; Mammalia; Primates; Hominidae
Gene: FBXL15
Product: F-box and leucine rich repeat protein 15
Exons: 4
Coding region: 688-1761 (357 amino acids)
Biological process (GO): SCF-dependent proteasomal ubiquitin-dependent protein catabolic process
Cellular component (GO): SCF ubiquitin ligase complex; cytoplasm
Molecular function (GO): protein binding
Source: RefSeq, a predicted model, not a curated record
CCAGGGCGGACCCAGCCCCAGGCCCUACAACUAAACCCAAGGCCAGCCGAGAAGCACUACCCCUGGCGGGCUGAGCUGAGCUCUCAUUCUUCUUAGGACUCUGGACCUUUGGAGGAAAUGAAAGGGACCCAGUUGGAAAUAUAGUCUUUCUUCGCGCCCCCUACAUCUCUCUCCCCCGGCGGAAACGCGGCCCUAACUGUUAGGAAGUGGAAGAGGCUGGAUAGCUCUUCAUAAUUAAUCAGGAAUGGGAGGUUUGAGCAGGUUUACUUGAUGAGGGAAACAUUAUAGCCUCGCCCAUUCAUUCAUUAUUUCAACAAUUACUUAUUGAACACCUGCUACGUGGCAGACAGUAAGAGCCUGGAUAGUUUCUCCCCGUUUUUCAAAGUCGCCAAACGCGACCAGAGGGCAGAGGAGAGGCCGGUAACCUAGGAGUCCUGGCUCCGCCCCCUCCGCGUUUGGCCUUGCCUGCUCCUCCCACCACCACUUCGCUCAGAGGCGGCUACUGGCUCAAGAGGACGACAGAAGCCAGUCUCUGAUGCCCACCGCAUUCUCCAGCUUCAGGCCUCAAGCCCUGUAGCCGAGAAGGCGAGGCCUAAUGUUACACCACCGGCUAAGGAGGCGGGUUUGGUGCGUCCACUCCAAGGCCAAAGCGAGAAAAUCUUACUGCGCACGCGCAAUAGACAGCCGAUGGAGCCACCGACGGAGCCGUCCGGAGGGGAGCAAGAGCCCGGGGCCGUCAGGUACCGAGCACCGGAGGGGCCGAGAGGGAAGAGGAACCUGAGGGAGGGGAGCCGAGCCCUGGCUGGGUCUGGGGGCCGCUCUUGGGAGCUGGGGCGCAGGAACAUAACGGAGGCGGACUCGCAGGUAAUAGUGGCCCCGGGACGCCAGUGCCAACGCCCCUUUACUCGCAGGUUCCUGGACCUGCCCUGGGAAGACGUGCUGCUCCCACACGUCCUGAACCGGGUCCCGCUGCGCCAGCUGCUCCGGCUGCAGCGCGUUAGCCGGGCCUUCCGGUCGCUGGUGCAGCUUCACCUGGCUGGGCUGCGUCGCUUCGAUGCCGCGCAGGUGGGUCCGCAGAUCCCGCGGGCCGCAUUGGCCCGGCUGCUGCGGGAUGCCGAGGGGCUGCAGGAGCUGGCACUGGCGCCGUGUCACGAAUGGCUGUCAGACGAGGACCUGGUGCCGGUGCUGGCGCGGAAUCCGCAGCUGCGGAGUGUAGCGCUGGGCGGCUGCGGGCAACUGAGUCGCCGGGCGCUUGGGGCGCUGGCCGAGGGCUGCCCACGCCUGCAGCGCCUGUCGCUCGCGCACUGUGACUGGGUGGACGGGCUGGCGCUGCGCGGCCUCGCUGAUCGCUGCCCGGCCCUGGAGGAGCUGGAUCUCACCGCCUGCCGCCAGCUCAAGGACGAGGCCAUCGUGUACCUGGCGCAGAGGCGCGGCGCUGGUCUCCGCAGCCUCUCUCUGGCCGUCAACGCCAACGUGGGGGACGCCGCGGUUCAAGAGUUGGCUCGGAACUGCCCAGAACUCCAGCACCUUGACCUCACCGGCUGCCUCCGCGUCGGAAGCGACGGUGUCAGGACAUUGGCCGAGUACUGCCCCGUGCUGCGCUCGCUGCGGGUGCGGCACUGCCACCAUGUGGCGGAGUCCAGCCUGAGCCGCUUGCGGAAGCGCGGCGUGGACAUCGACGUGGAGCCGCCGCUGCACCAGGCCCUGGUGCUGCUGCAGGAUAUGGCGGGCUUCGCACCUUUUGUCAACCUGCAGGUCUGACCCGCCUGCCAAUCGGAGCACAGCUGGACUGUGUGGCUGGGGCCUGACACUGAGCUGUAGGGAAACUGAACUGUGGGGACCUCUGGUGAGAGGCCAGUGCCCUGCCCCACCCUGGAGCUUCAAAUAAAGAGCUUUUUACCCCC